CUCUCGCACGGCCUUCAGCAGUCACAGGACAGACACUGCCGAUAGCAGACGAAAGAAAAUAUUUAAAGGGUCUCCCAGAGGUAAAUUGUUAAACAAACAUAAGCGUGACACUAGAUAAUUUCGUCGCUGUCAGUGCAGUCCCGACCGUUGCUUCAGGUGGAAUGACAAGCCAGGAACACAACAGCUCUUUCAAGAUGGAAAACGAGAAAGAUGGCAAGCUUGAUCCAAUUUACUGGCUGGUAGAAGGUAUUCCUCUGCCCAGUUUCCGAUUUAACAAAGAGGAGUGGGAGAAACACAUCGAUGAUCUGCGCAACAUGGAGCUUCGACACGAUGACAUCCUGCUGUGUACCUACCCCAAAACAGGAACUCACUGGCUGUGGGAGGUGACCUCCAUGUUGCUGCAAGGCAAGGCCGAGUACGAGACUCGUCGCAAGGAACAGCUGAUGGUCGACUUUGUCGACGUGGACAUGGUAGCGGCCAUGGCGUCUCCGCGCAUCCUCAAUACGCAUCUUCCGUUUUCUAUGUUGCCGUGGCAACAGAUCAGAGACAAGCGUGUCAAGGUCCUUCAUGUUUAUCGCAAUCCUAAGGACACUGUUGUAUCCUUCUACUUCAUGCAAAAGAACCUUUUCAAUACAUUCGUUGAAUUUUCAGAAUUUUUUCAACGAUUCUUAGAUGGCAAAGUCAACUAUGGUGCUUACUUCAGUUACUUGCGGCAGUUUCACGAUUUUACCCAAGAAAAUCCGAACAUUCCUAUAUUAUCCAUCUCCUUUGAAGAUAUGAAACGGAGUCCCUCAGAUAAAGUAAAGCAGAUUGCUGAGUUUUUGGAAGUUCCAGCAUCACAGCAACUGUGUGAAGAAAUCGCAGAGGCCUGCAGCUUCCAGAACAUGAAGAAACAGGAUGAGAAGAAAGCCAUUCCAGAAUUUACCAAAAGCAAAAAUAUUCCACAUAGAAAGAUGAAUAUGUACAGAAAAGGAGAGGUGGGCGACUGGAAGAACUAUCUUACUGUGGCCAUGAGCGAGCAGAUGGACGCAGUCGUGGAGAAAGAGUUGAAAGACCUGCCCUAUGUCAUACAGUAUUCGUGAAACUCACAGUUAUCUCAACAUUUGCUAAGCGGACACACCUUUACUCGUUGAACAAGUUGGCAUAGCAACGACUCAGCUCAGCCUGGUGACUCUUGAACAAUUUUACUUAGUGACAAUUCUGAGAAAUUUAUAUAUGAUUAACAUUUUGUCUCUCUUUACUGGAUAGUCCAGGAGCCGGUGUCCUUUACCAUCGUUUAGGGAAGCUCUGACGUUUCUUAGUAUAGAAUGAUUGCAUAAUUAACCGGUUGUUAGUUUUUUUAAAAAUU
Pomacea canaliculata is the source of this 1348-nucleotide messenger RNA. Its product is annotated as sulfotransferase 1A1-like. Lineage: Eukaryota; Metazoa; Mollusca; Gastropoda; Architaenioglossa; Ampullariidae. The transcript has 5 exons. Bases 162 to 1082 code for a protein of 306 amino acids. Gene Ontology annotation, biological process: sulfation. Gene Ontology annotation, molecular function: sulfotransferase activity. Gene Ontology annotation, cellular component: cytoplasm. The record is from RefSeq and is a predicted model, not a curated record.